AUGAAGCGUACAUUUUCAAGCGAUGAAUUUGAUACAAAUGGGGAUGGUGUUAGUAAUUCAAACUCUCAAAUAACUGAUGUUGCUAAAAAAAGUCGUUCAGAACCCGCAUUACCUUCUCGUGUUGUUCAUUUACGAAAUAUAGAAGCAAAUGAACUUGAAGUUGUUCAACUUGGUCUUCCAUUUGGUCGAGUAACAAAUUUUUUAAACUUACGAAAAAAAGCACAAGCUUUUCUUGAAUUUGAUGCAACUGAUUCAGCUAAACAAAUGGUUGACUAUUUUACAUCCGUACCAGCAAUGCGUAAUGGUCGACAAAUAUUUGCACAAUAUUCAAAUCAUGGUGAACUUCGUACAGAUCCAUCAAAUCGUACAAAUCAACAAGCACAUGUUGCAUUAGCACAAGCCACUGAUCUUUAUGAAACAGCACAAAAAGGUGGACCAAAUUGUGUAUUACGUGUUAGCAUUAUAAAUUUGUUAUUUCCUGUUACUAUUGAUGUAUUGUAUCAGAUCUUUAGCAAAUUUGGUACAGUACUUAAAAUCAUUACAUUUACGAAAAAUGAUAAAUUUCAAGCAUUGAUUCAAUCAAAAGAUCCAAAUGGUGCUGCACAAGCUAAAUUACAAUUACAUGGACAAAAUAUUUAUAAUGGUUGUUGUACACUUCAAAUUGAAUAUUCAAAACUUCAUUCGCUUACUGUUAAAUUUAAUAAUGAUAAAAGCCGAGAUUAUACGAAUCCAACCUUACCAUCAGGCGAAGGACUUGCACCACAACAACAAGAAUUAGAACGAAUGCAUUCAAAUGCAAAUCUCCUUUCAUUGCAAAGAUCAACUUCUAAUGAUGAUUAUCGUUAUGACUAUUACACAGCAGCAGCCCGUGGUAGACCACCAUCAACUUCCGGAACACCUAGCUAUGAUAUGCAAGCUGGUGGUAGUCAUUUAAUGAGUCCAUUACAAGCUCCAUCAAGUACAUAUAAUCCAGGUGCUGGUCAACCACAAUAUGGUCAUCCAUAUGGUUCACCACAUCAUCAAGUGCCACCUAUGCAUGGACUACCUCCAGGUCAUGCAGCUGCUGCUGCACAUAUGCAUGCUGUUCAUCAGCAAGCUCAACAACAAUUACAACAACAAAAUCCUCAUAUGAUGCCUGUUCAAAAUGGGCCUGUUAUACUCGUAUCGAAUCUUAAUGAAAACAUGACGACUCCAGAGUCUUUAUUCACGCUAUUCGGUGUCUAUGGUGAUGUGCAUCGGGUAAAAAUCUUAUUUAAUAAGAAAGAUUCAGCAUUAAUUCAAUUUGCUACACCACAACAAGCAGCUAUCGCUCAUCAAAAUCUUGAUCAUAUAACAAUGUUUGGUAAACAAAUAAAAGUUUCAUUUUCUAAACAUCAAUUUGUUCAAAUGCCUAAAGAUGGUGCUGCGGAUAUGGGUUUAACAAAAGAUUUUACGAAUUCACCAUUACAUCGUUUUAAAAAACCAGGCUCAAAAAAUUAUAAUAAUAUCCAUCCACCAGGAAGUGUACUUCAUUUAUCUAAUAUACCAAAUGAAACAAGUGAAGAAGAAAUACGAAAUAUAUUUUCUCAAUAUGGUACAAUAAAACGAUUUAAAUUCUUUGAAAAAGAUCGUAAAAUGGCUUUAAUUGAAAUGGAAACAAUUGAAGAAGCGAUUGCCGCAUUAAUUAAUACGCAUAAUUAUCGUUUAGCAGAUUCAAUGCAUCUUCGAGUAUCAUUUUCAAAGAGCAAACUGUAA
Molecule: messenger RNA, 1734 nt
Organism: Adineta steineri
Lineage: Eukaryota; Metazoa; Rotifera; Eurotatoria; Adinetida; Adinetidae
Source: the annotation of a GenBank genome assembly